AUGAGCUCCUCCCAGCCAAGCGACAUCCCGCCCUUCUAUGGCGCAGUCGAGACAACAAUGAACGCACUCCGACUAAUACACGCUGCCCGUCAGGGGAUAAUACCGCGAAUCACUCGCCGACUAAACGAUGCGGAACGGAGGUCGAUGAUCAAAAGUGGUGCAGUUUUUGUCUUUAGCGUUGAGGAGAGCGGCAUCAAGCGAUGGACAGGUCCGUUCUUUUUUCUUCUCAACCUUCACAUCACAAAACUCACGUCGUCAAGAUGGUUUACUCUGGUCGCCGUCGCGUAUCGUGGGCAACUUCUUGUGCAGGUCUAUCGUGAAAUCAAUGAGCGCACAAAUAGUCGGGGCAGCCAAAAACGACUCUACCCUUCUGACGAAACAUCGCGGGCUCUGAGUGUGCGUCCGACCUUCCCAACGCACAACCGCGAUCCACUUACCGCCAUUCCCGACCCUCGCCAGGCCAGCGAGCACGGCACCUUCAAACCAAAUGGUCUCAUCAAAAAGACAAUAACGGUCACUAUCGAGGGUUCAGACCUCCAUCUCAUCUCGUACUAUACCGCAUCCGACCAGCAUUCUGGAAAGCUCAAGCGCCCGACAUGCCGCCCUGAUAUCAUGGCGCUCACAAUGGACCCUCGCCUAUUCCGCUCGACCAACUUUCGUGUACCGCCCAAAGUCGAGAAAGCACCGGACGGUACUUCACGUUUGAUAGAAAACGAAGAGGCGGACAUCGUCGAAUGCAAAGUCGAAGAAGAACCAUAUAACAUCGACGUUUCGACCAGUCCUUCAUGGGCGACCACCCAUAGCGGCACCCCCUCCCCCAUCGAAAGCCCCUUCGUUGGUGGUAAUGCCAGUGCUAUGUUCCCAGUUUCUCCUCAUAGUAGUGGUUACUCCCGCCACAACGAGCCGCGUCACGGUUGGGUCGGGACCACUACCUCCGCUACUUCCCUUCGAACUAACGACAACUCUUGGGCUUCCAAUAAUCAUUAUGGGAACGCUGGCAGCAGACGGGAAAAUGAUGGAUGGGGGUUGUCUGCGGCUCGUUGGUCUGGCCAUGACUAUACUCAAGGCACAACGUUUGACCGUUCCCGGUCUCGUGCAACCAAUCCAUAUCCCUCUCCGCUACAGAUCUCUCGUCGCGAGCCAGGACCACACCACAAUGUUGCCGAAGCGAGAGCUGCUCGUCUACCCUGGCUUCAAACAGACAAGGCUGAUGCUCCCGCCCGUCCAGUCUCACAAGCGUCGAGUUUUUCGCCUCCUGCAUCUCAAAUCUAUACUACACAGGGUUACAUGCGAUCUAUCCCAGCCCACAACAACUCGCAGUCAUAUAGUCCAAGUACCUGGUCUCAUUCGGGUACAACCGGAUCGAGUUCGCCAGGAACGUCCGGAGCUCUAAGUAGCGCAAUGUCUUCGCCUCAAUCGCCGUUUUCCCCUCCGCCGUCGAGUCUACAUUCAUAUGGGUCGGCAUCGAGUUAUGCUCCGAGCUCUGGCGGCCUAUCAAGCCCAGAGGAGUAUCCUUCAAAUGCGGACGGCGAAUAUGGUGACUCAUAG
Messenger RNA from Mycena indigotica, 1548 nucleotides. RefSeq lists its product as uncharacterized. The transcript has 5 exons. NCBI's taxonomy places the organism in Eukaryota, Fungi, Basidiomycota, Agaricomycetes, Agaricales, Mycenaceae. Gene Ontology annotation, molecular function: DNA binding. The record is from RefSeq and is a predicted model, not a curated record. Bases 1 to 1548 code for a protein of 515 amino acids.